AAAAAAAAAAAAAAAAAAAAAACUCUUCUUUGCUCCUUCCUUCCCUUCAUCCUCCGAAGCUUAGAAGCAUCACGACAAAAUCAAAGGGUUCAUUGAUAUAUAUUGCCCCAUUUGCUGGUAUCAAAAAAACAUGAGUCUGUGUAGCGAUGGGUUAUCGAGCGAUCAGUACUUCUUGGUUAAUUUCAUCAUGAGUAAUUAUUUGGGUCCUGAUGUGUAUUCUGAUAACCCAAGAUGCUCAGCUUCUCAGAGAUUAGCUAAAGGUUUACCACCUUACACUUCGAUGCACGUUGGAUCUUCUUCUCUCACUGUUGCGCAGCUACAGAACCUUUACUAUAAUGUAGUGAGAAACGCCAACUCCAGCCUCCUUCUCCAUCCUGACAUGAUUUAUAUGUAUCUCAAGGGAUAUCUACCUAUGGAACCCAUUGGAGAGUUUCCUCAGUUUACGUCUUUUCUCCCCACGAAUCUUCACCAGCAGAAAAGGUAUUCCCCGAGUCACGAGAUUGUGAAAGGGAUUGUUGUUAUCGAUGAACCUGCACUGGACUUCGUGAGCAAGGAAGAGCUUCAAAGAUUCAGAUGCUUGUCGCGUUUGAAUGACCUUAAAAUCGAUAGGGUCAUGUCUCUGUGUCCUCCACGUGUGCAGCUGGAUGAGAGCCGGGGAACAGAGCAGGACUGUUCGAGAAAUGGGGAUGCAGCGACAUCUAAUGGACUUGUUACUAGUGAAGACUACAAUUCAUCUGGAGAGCCUCGAGAAACAUGCAAGAGAAAGAAUGAGGAAGAAGAAGCAGUUGUUAGUUCUCUGAUCAGUAAACCAGAUAGACUUUCUGUGGACAUUCCAGAAAGCCAGGGAAUGGAGCAGGAUUGCUCAAGAAACGGAGAAAGUGUAUCCAGUGGAAUUGUCUCUGACCAAGACUACUACUCUUUUGUGGAGCUUCGAGAAACAUGCAAGCGAAAGAAAGGGGAAGAAGCAGUUGCUGUUUCUGGAAUAAGUAAAACCCCUGAAAGAUUUCGGGAGACAUACAAGAGAAGACGGUUCAAGAACUCGUCAAAAAAGGCAACAAAUAAGAAUGAAACUAUUAGGGAAAGAGGCGAAACAGAUAAACUCACCAGUCAGGCUUUUAUACCUGUUCUUCCUCCUGACAUGAAGGAAUGUGAUGCAGAACCGUCGGUUGUCACAACCGGAACAGCCAGUAAAGGAACGCUAGGACCAUCUGUUGGUGUUGUUGACAUUGGUGUCAACAAAGUUGCUUACUUUUUUCAAGUUGCUUUGCCUGGUGUCCGCAAAGAUUACGGUGAAUUCAGCUGUGAGAUUGAAUCAGAUGGUAAGGUGAUACUUGAGGGAUCGACUACAGCAGGCGAGAAAACAAUCAAGAGGCAUUCUCGGGUUUUCGAAAUGACUAUCCGGAAGCUGUGUCCCUCUGGACCGUUCAAGAUGUGCUUUAGCCUUCCAGGACCAGUUGAUCCACGGCUAUUCUCUCCUAAUUUCAGAUCAGAUGGUAUCUUCGAGGCUGUCAUCAUCAGACACAAAGACUCUUAACUAAACCGGAGGUUCCUACAAGUUGAAAACUUCAGGAUCUCUGUAAAUCUUUUUGUGUUAAUGGAUACAGAAGCUAGGCCAAUCAAACCUCAUGUAAAGGACAGAUCAUUCACUCUUUGUUCAUCUUUUAGGACAUGACACCGUCGAUUUUGCUUGCUCA
Molecule: messenger RNA, 1694 nt
Organism: Camelina sativa (false flax)
Lineage: Eukaryota; Viridiplantae; Streptophyta; Magnoliopsida; Brassicales; Brassicaceae
Product: increased DNA methylation 3-like
Cellular component (GO): nucleus
Source: RefSeq, a predicted model, not a curated record